GCUCUAGCCUUUGAACUCUAGUGGCAAGCCUCGAUGUGGCGGCGCGCGUUGUGAACGUACCGUCAUUUAGGUCCUACUCUCAGCUGUGGAGAGAGUGAGAGAAGAAGGAGGUGUAGGUCGCUCUGUCUAUCAACGUCCAUUAUGUGUAUCGGAUAAGCGUUCCGUCUGUCAAGACGCUGUGAAAGCUGUCGUGAUACAGUGGAAAGUUAGAUCAGCGUACCUUCUUAGGAAGUCGUGUGGGAUAUACCCGUGUUAUAAGCUUCGAGCGAUAGGUGCUCAUUUUACGUGACCCUCCUCCGAAAUCGGGAGUACCGGGGUAUUUCGGAGUCGAGGAAGCGCGCGUGAGUUUGUGAGCGUCUCAAAGUUUAUUUUGUGGAGUGAAACAGAUUUGCCCCGGCCAUGGAGGGGCGAUACCUGUCUGUGAUCUUCCUGAUCGUGGCUUGUGUCACCUGCAUUGUCUUAUCCGAGGGAGCUGAGAAGCGAGCAGAGAUCGAACAAAACAAGAUCCGUGUGACGGACCACCAGCGGGUCCGGACAGACACAAGAGCCAGACAGAACUCCGACAGACGGAGGAUGACGUAUAACUCACGAGCUAGGCAACAUUUAGAACGCCAGAGACAACUCCGGCAACGACAGUUAGCUCGGCAACGUCAAGAUUAUAGAUAUAAACAAAGAUUAGGGUCGAGGAAUCGUCAAGCUGACGCACGCCGUCAGCAACAACAACAGCAGCAGCAGCAGCAACAGGAUGGUCGGCAAAGACCAACUUACAAGUACAACCCCUUAAAACCCCCGACAAGACAAACCAUGCCAAGACAAAGGCCUGUAAGACUUCCGGUCAGACAAACUCAGCCAAGACAAACCCCAGUCAGACAAACUCAGCCAAGACAAACCCCAGUCAGACAAAGUCAGCCACAACAAACCCCAGUCAGACAAAGUCAGCCACGACAAUUAUAUAACCCAACACAAACUUAUAAUUCUCGGCAGCAACAGGGCUAUAUAGCUCGCCUCCCGCAACCUGCUCCUUUCAGACAGGAGCUCCGUGACGCCUCACCACCGACGCAGGAAAUCAAGGGUUCGCCUAUGCCAGAUUCAAACCCAGGAUUCGUGCUGCAAACUGGGAUGCCCAACGUGUGCCCCUACCAGGAUGUGGAGAUGGUGAUGGUGAGACAGCCAUGUGUUCAGGCCUUCACUCGCCUCGUCAAAGUAUGGAAGCCCAACUGCGGAUAUACGCACAACUGGUGUGUUGGAUACGAACGAAGGACUCACUACUACACGACAUACAAGGAGAGGUUUCAGCCUCAGCACCGUACCAAGUUCCGAUGUUGUCACGGAUGGCAACAGCUGGCUAACGAAGGCUGCAUGUACAGGAGCUGUAACAAUGCUGUGUGUUUCAACGGAGGUCAGUGCAACGGAGGGUACAGCCAGUCCUGCGCCUGCCCACAAGGAUUUCAGGGACCUCGAUGCCAGUACGAUGUCAACGAGUGCAGCAUCAACAACGGCGGCUGUCAGAGUGACUGCAGCAACACCAUCGGCUCCUACCAGUGCAAAUGUCCCCGGGGCUUCGAACUCAACUCAGAGGGAAAGCAAUGUCAAGACAUCGAUGAAUGUGCUAACCAUAACGGUGGAUGUCAACAUAAGUGUCUCAAUACUAAGGGAGGCUUCAGCUGUGAAUGCCCCAAAGGUCAAAGGUUACACGCUGACGGCCGUACCUGCAUUCGUGAGAAAAUCACCCGGAAGCCCCUGGCGGACCUACAAGUUGAUCCUGUACGUAACAGACAAAACCCGUUCUACGGGAGUUACUAUGGUUACCAAGAUCAUCGUCAAAGACAGGGGAAUUAUGGGACAAUUCAAGGGGAAAGCGAGGGUCGGUUUCAGACGCUCAGCGGGAAACCCCGGUAUGACAACAGACCCAUAUUUAGCAGCAGUGCUCGACACCGCGAGCUCUACAAUAUACCUCACAAACAGAGAGUGACAAAGCCAGUGACGACAGACAAUCGAGUCGCCAAGCAACCACCGCCAAAACAAGUGAAACCUAAGCUGGAACAGAAGGCGCUAUAUUCCAAACAGGGAGACAAGUCAUACAUUGCUAUGCUUGAUAUGAAAGUCACUGGGACCGCUGUGUCGGGCUGUGGACAAAACAAUGGUGGCUGCCAACACAUCUGCGUCGACGGCUACAACGGACACUUCCACUGCCGAUGUCGCGAAGGUUUCCGACUUGGCCGUGAUAUGAGGACAUGUGAAGAGGAGAACCCAUGUCGCCGACGUAACGGUGGGUGUGAACACAAGUGCGUCUCGUCCAGCGGUAGAGCAACCUGCCAGUGUUUCGCUGGCUUCAGGAUCGCCUCAGACUCUCGGUCGUGUAUCGAUAUCAACGAGUGUGAGAUCAGCAAUGGCGGGUGUUCCCAAGCGUGCGUCAACACCAAGGGUUCCUUCGCCUGUACCUGCACCCCUGGCUACCAGUUGGGCGUCGACGGCCGCUCCUGCUACAGGAUCGAGAUGGAGGUCAUUGACAACUGCGCAGUCAACAAUGGAGGCUGUGCCCACAAGUGCCGCCACGGUGCCGGUGGCGCUAUCUGCUCAUGUCGCAAGGGAUAUAACCUACAAGCCGACAGCAAAACAUGUGAAGAUAUUGAUGAGUGUCAGACUGGUGACAACUGUUGUACUCAAUCCUGCAACAACAACCCUGGAGGCUAUACCUGCGGGUGUCAGACAGGAUUCCUACUGAACAGAGACGGUUGUACGUGUGAUGAUGUGGACGAGUGUCUGUCGGACAACGGCGGCUGUGAACAGCUGUGUGUCAACUCGGAGGGCUCGUACAGCUGUGCCUGCAAACAAGGCUUCGACCUGGAGCGGGACCGACGGCGGUGUCGAGCUAAGGAGGUCCGUGUGAAGGACCUGGGACCCCAGCGAGGAGACCUGCCCUUCCCCCGCUUCGAGACCUCACCACGCCCCGUCAUCCCCGUCAACGACAGCUACAACAUCCUCCUGUCUCAGGAACUGGCCGAGGCCACCACUAGCUACACCCCACCCGAUCUCCCCUACAAUGACAACAAUGUGGAGUGUAUCCCCGGGUCCUUCGGCCCCAACUGUCUGCUCACCUGCACCAACUGCCUCAACGGCGCCAAGUGCAACGACAAACAAGAUGGCUGCCAGUGCACAGCAGGAUGGAUCGGCAUCACCUGUAACGAGUCUUGUCAGGAGGGUAACUAUGGCGACGGCUGCAGCAAAAUGUGCACCUGCGAGAACAGCGGCACCUGUGAUCAUGUGACAGGCAAGUGCAUCUGUCCACCAGGGGUCGCCGGUGACCGAUGCCAAGAUGGCUGUCCACCUGGAUACUUUGGUGAAAGAUGUGACAAGAUGUGCCCCAAGCCGUGCACCAACGGCUAUUGCAACCGUGUGUUCGGCUACUGUGAGUGUGACCCUGGCACGUACGGCCCCGCCUGCAACCAGCCCUGUCCCUCCUUCACCUGGGGGUCCAACUGUUUGGAGCAGUGUGACUGCAACACUGAGUACACCAAGAAGUGUGACCCAGAGAAUGGUGACUGCUACUGUAAGCCUGGUUACCAUGGUGACCAGUGUGGGUUCCAGUGCCCGCAGGACAGUUACGGACCCAGCUGCAGCAAGAAGUGCGACUGCCCCGCGGACACCAAGUGCAACCAUGUGACUGGUUACUGUCUGCGUGACUGUCCCUCCGGCUGGUUCGGCCAGCGCUGCGAUGAACCAUGUCCUGGGGGCAAACACGGGGAGAACUGUUUGCUGACGUGUGACUGCGGGGGCAGUCUGUGUGAUGCCGAGACUGGCGUUUGUUCGUGCAAGGCUGGUAAAACGGGCAAGAAAUGCCAAGAACCGUGCCCGGAUGGAAGUUGGGGCAUCAACUGUGGGAAGAAGUGCAGCUGCGAGAACGGCGCCACCUGUGACACUGUGUCGGGCGAGUGCAUCUGCCGAGCAGGCUGGUACGGACCUCACUGUCGCGAAGGGUGUCCUAAAGGCCGAUUUGGAGACCAGUGCAUGAGUCGGUGCAUGUGCGAGAACAACGCCACCUGUGAUUCGGAGGAUGGCCGAUGCACGUGUAAAGCAGGAUGGACAGGACAGAUCUGUGACAGAGCCUGUCCCCCCGGCACGUUCGGAGAAAACUGCUUCCGGAAGUGCUUCUGUCGGAAUAGUGCGGAGUGUGAUCCUGUGACCGGGGAGUGCCUCUGUACUCCUGGGUGGAAGGGUGUCGGGUGCGACGAGAAGUGCCCAAUUGGUACAUAUGGCGCCGGUUGCCUUGAGCGCUGUCGCUGCCUUAAUGGUGCAGCAUGUGACCACAUUUCUGGUGUGUGCGUCUGCUCUGCUGGGUGGCGUGGGAGAUUUUGCGAGAAGGCGUGUCCGGAAGGAUUCUUUGGACAGGAGUGUCAGAGCAUCUGCAACUGUCCCCGUAGUACGGAGUGCGACCACGUCACUGGACACUGCGCAUGUGCAGCCGGCUUUGAUGGCGGGGAGUGUGACCAGCCGUGUCCAUUCGGGAAGUUCGGACCAAACUGUGAGCAACAAUGCAGCUGUGAUAACGGAGCUUCGUGUGACGCAACUACCGGGAAGUGUCAGUGUCGUCCUGGAUGGAAGGGUGCCCAGUGCGAAGAAGCCUGUCCCGACGGCAUGUACGGCGAGAGCUGCAUGCUGCGCUGCUUCUGUCUGCAUGAGGGGACGUGCAACCACAUCGACGGCAAGUGCAAGUGUACUGAGGGCUGGACAGGAACUGCCUGUGAGAGAGCGUGUGACCAGGGCUACCACGGCCCCGACUGUGAUCGUCCCUGUGACUGCCUGAACAGUAAGGCCUGCAACAGGUUCACCGGCAGAUGUAAAUGUGACCCUGGAUUUAUCGGUGAAAAGUGUAAUGAGACAUGCCAGGAGGGGUUCUUCGGCGAGAGCUGCUCCAUGAGUUGUGAGUGCGAGAACGACGCCGUGUGUGACCCGGUCACAGGGAUGUGCCAGUGUAACCAAGGCUGGACCGGACGAACAUGUGACCAACCCUGUACACCUGGUUUCUAUGGCAACCACUGCAAGGAGGCUUGCGAGUGCGGGGAACAGCAGCCUUGUUAUCACGUGACUGGAGAGUGCAAGUGUCGGCCGGGAUACACUGGAAGCGCCUGCGAGAAACAAUGCCCCAAGGGUAACUUUGGCCCGGAGUGUCGUGGACGGUGUGAGUGUAAGGGCGACAUGGUCUGCCACCACAUCACAGGGGAGUGCAUAUGUCCUCUUGGUCCAAAGGGCAAGGAUUGCCGCAAAGCGCGGAGGCAGGGUAGAAAGCUGUUUAAGUAUAAGCUCGGUAGGAAGGGAUGGAACAGGAAAACCAAGGACAACGACGGCUUCUCUCGACUAGAAGCAGCCUCCUGGACACUGGGUUGCGGUGACGGAAAGUUUGGCCCGAACUGCGGACAGAUGUGUCAGUGUGUGAAUGGCGGCGUGUGCAACAAUGCAACCGGGGAGUGCACGUGCAGGGCUGGCUACAUCGGGUCCACGUGUGAAAAGCGCUGCCCUGAGAACAGAUACGGCCACAAGUGUUCCAAGAUCUGUCGCUGCCAGAACGGAGCCCGCUGCAACGAGAAAUCUGGGAAGUGCAAAUGUCCACCGGGAUAUAAAGGAGAACUCUGCCAGGAAGCCUGCACAUACGGCACAUACGGUGACGGCUGCUCGAUGAAGUGCAACUGCAUACACGGCCUCUGCAACCACCGGACGGGAGAUUGUCGAUGCGACCUGGGCUGGAUGGGCCCGAAGUGUAAUGACCAGUGUUUAAGUGGACGGUUCGGCCCCAACUGUAACCACACCUGCACGUGUCAGAACGGGGCGGCCUGCGACCCCGUCACCGGAUGCUGUCAUUGUGUCGAUGGCUACUAUGGACAAAACUGUGACCUGGCUUGUCCAAGUGGAACUCAUGGCCCCUACUGCAGUGACCGAUGUGACUGUGUCAACGGCGCCAAGUGCAGCCCCACCAGCGGCCAGUGUAAAUGUCUGCCAGGCUACACAGGCGAUAGCUGUGAACUCACGUGUCCUCAUGGAAAGUUUGGGCUCCGAUGUCGUGAAGAGUGCAACUGUGGUGCAGCCGAGUGUGACCAUGUGACUGGGGAGUGCCUCUGUCCACCCGGCGUGACCGGACCUCAGUGCCAGGAAGCCUGCACACGAGGGAAGUACGGACCGAACUGUGAAUACUUCUGCGACUGCAAAAACAAGGGCAUCUGUGAUCUGUUGACGGGGGCAUGUGACUGCCUGGAGGGCUUGACCGGGCCACGCUGUGACAUAGCAUUAAUAGCGAGAAAAGCUUCGACAAAUGAAACGAUGUUCUCCCUACCGGGCCACGACGGGGAGACAUCCCUUGGGCUGUGAACUACAGUCGAAAGUAGGCACAGCCUUCCAUAAGAACAGUCGACUGAAAUGUGUCCAUUGUGUGUGGAGCGCAGUGCCUGAAUAUCACGUUUAAGUUACCUGAUGGCAUUUUCUUAGGAUUUCUGACAUUGCAUCAGUUCUGUUUCUUUACCGACAUGAUUUGUGGAGAAAUCAUAUUCUACCUGAUGUACAUGACGGUUACUUGGAAGGUUGCCAUGGUGAUAUGUGGCCACCAGUGAGAAUGUGUUGAAAGUGACAUUAUGGUGCUGAAACUGAUCUCUCGCUGUGUAGGUGUUGUAAGCCAGGCUCUGAUUGGACAAGGUUCUGUUAUCAUCCAAUGAGGAUGACUGAGACAACUGGCUUUUGGAAGCUAGAGGCUGAUACAACGCAGGUCGUCUAUGAGAGUGUAGCUGUGUUAUUGUUACAAGUCUUUCAUUGUAAUAUUUCCCAUUUCAGUGUCCAUGCUUAUGUUCUGUAUACUGCUCACAGAAAGUUAAGGAUAACUUAAAAGGAAGAAAUAUGUCACUAACAUUCCUUUUGGAACUUCAGAUAUAUUUGUUUUAAUUAAUUUCGGUAAAAAGUCAAAGAGUGAUCUAUACAAACCGUUGAUUGUGUAUGAUUAGAUGUAACUCCCCCAGUGUUUGCGCAAAGCCUGGAGGCAUAUGUCAUCUGAUUCUCCCUGUUUGGAUACAAGGACAUCGUCCUCUCCUGUGUCCUCUAAGGGUCCCUGCAAGGUCCUUCAUUUCCUGUGAGCAGUAGACAAUGUAUGACUUGUUUACGACGUCACUGCACUAUGUGAUCUGUUGGUGACCACUCUCAGGCAUAGAGAUAAAGUCCAUAUUUGUUUGUGUAACAAAUAAUUUGCAUUUUUCAUGUUUGUUGAGUAUGGAUGUGUUUGUUUCCUUUAUUUUUUACAGUGUUAUUCUUUUGUUACCUCUCUGUCAAUGUCCACCCUCCUCUUGAAGCCAGUCGGGUUUUGAACGUAGUCAGGAAGUAUACAAUAUUGCACAUACAGUGAUUUAGUGGUAAAACAUGCAAUCUCAGGCGUUUGGAAUAAGUCAGGUAAGAUAUACAAUAUCAUAUGUUUUGAAUAUGUAUGGUUAUAUAUACAAUAUCACACUUAUGGAAUAAGUCUGGUAAGAUAUAAUAUCACACGUGUGGAAUAAAUCUGAUAAGAUAUAAACAAAAUCACACAUGUUGAAUAAGAUGUUAUUUUUCACAAUUUUGCAUUUGUGCUUGCUAAAUCAUUUACAUUUGAAACUUUUUCAUAGGGGUGUUUUAUGGAUCACCCUUUCCAAAAGACCCGUAAAUGUUUUAAAGAUCAGUUCUUAUAGACUACAGAAUGACUUCACCGACUGUGAUGGUAAGUGUUGAUGAAGCUGCCAUGAUGAUCUCCCAAUGCUGGCUGUACCUCCGAACUUCCAUCUGUCAUUUCAUCAUUUGCCACACAAGAUAUUUUCAUUUAUUGUUUAUAUUUUCAAGAUACCUCACUAAAGGUGUACAUAAUUUUUUUAAAGACUUUAGACUGUUUUCUUACCUUUGGAAUUAAUCUUUGGAAUGUAGUCUGACACAUCUGCAUCAACUGAAUGGCUGCAGCCAAAAAUAUCAUCAUGUCAUUUUCCCUAUUGUGAAGAAACAGAGCUAUUUAGGCCAGUGUGCAGGUUUUGUUGUGUGACAUGGGUCAUGAUGAUUGAUGACGUGUGUCACAUCAGAAACUUGUCACCUUCUAAAGGGGGAGUCUGUUACAGACAGAUUAAUCACCUGCCUUAAAAUCUGUAAAUCCUGGGAUGAUUCCGCAAUUCUUUUCUCUUCUAAGCUAAGAUAACAGUCCAAUAUAUACCAGAUCACAAUAGACAGGCUUGAGAGAUCUCACCUCAUCGUCACUCUCAUCUGUUCCAUGUCAUAGUUUAUUUAUUCCCUCCCCGUUUCUCUGUUCUACCUCAGCAGCAGGAUGUGUCAAACUUACUCACUCACUCACUCAUGGAUCAUGACCGCUGCCUCCCACACAAGCUUGAAAUGAAGGACUAACAUUGUUGGUGGUUUGGGUUUUGUAAUCAGCAGUUAGUUGGUUAGCCUACAAGGGUUAAACACCCAUAAUGAGCCAGUGCCGUCACAUAGUCUCAUUGCCAGUGCCAAUAAUGCAGCCUAAAACAUUCACUAAAACAGGAUUUGUGGUUGGAUGGAAAAGAGAGAUCCGAGUGUGGAUCCAGCAUUUUUUUAAAAGGGAGGAGGCCAAAAUAUCAAAAUCCCCUCUCUGUCAAUUUACUGUCUGCAAGAUACAUUUGGUUUUCAAAAGGGGGGGGGGGGAGGUCCAGACCCUCUGGAUUCCCCCUCUGAAUCCACCCAUGAAAUCUUAGUGCUUUUGGAGCUGGACACCUGGAUAUGAGGGUGGCCACGUGCAUUGGAAUGUGAAAGUGAGCGCUAAGAUUUGAGUUUGGGCUUUAAGAAUUAACGAUGGGCACUUUGAUUUGAGGGUGGGCUCUAAGAAUUAACGAUAGGCACUUUGAUUUGAGGGUGGGCUCUAAGAAUUAACGAUAGGCACUUUGAUUUGAGGGUGGGCUCUAAGAAUUAACGAUAGGCACUUUGAUUUGAGGGUGGGCUCUAAGAAUUAACGAUGGGCACUUUGAUUUGAGGGUGGGCUCUAAGAAUUAACGAUAGGCACUUUGAUUUGAGGGUGGGCACUAAGAAUUAACGAUGGGCACUUUGAUUUAAGGAUGGGCUCUAAGACUUGAUGAUGGGCACUUUGAUUUGAGGGUGGGCUCUAAGAACUAACAAUGGGCACUUUGAUAAGGGACUAGGCACUUAGGUAUGAGAGAGGGCACUCAGAUAUUAGCGCUAUGUUUUUUUAAUUGAAACCACAACAAUUUUAGGCCAUAUUUCUUAUUUAUGAACUAAAACAGACAAAAGCACAAAUGUUUUGACACAUCCUUUUGAGCAUCAGUUUACUUUUUUCUUUUGUUGUAGUUGUAAAUUAUAUUGAUGUAGGCAUGGAGUGGGUUACACACAGCCAUCAACAGGCAAGACAAUGUCAGACAGAUUCCAGCUAGGUUGCGAUUUUCUUUUACGCUUUACGUUAUUUCAGCAAAUAAAACUGUUUUGUAAAUUAUUCCUCUGUAUUGUUUCAUAUUCACAUUUGUGCCAUUAGGUUCUUGUCCUGUUUUGUUAAAUAAAGCAUAAUAACUUUCAUCCCUGUUGUCGACAGUCGCUGCUGUCACUGAGGUUCACUCAGCUCUGCUGUUGGACAACAUAGCACGAAGGACUGCUGGCUUACUUGAUCUUCAAACCUAUUGAAAUACGGUCAUGCUUUUUGGCUUUUUUUAGAGAUAAUCUUUUGUGAAAAAAAUGAUUGAAAUUAACAUGAAAAUAAAAUAAAACCAUUUUCAUGAACCAGAAUAAAAUGUCAAAUUUUUAUAUUAACUGUUCUUGAAAAAGCUUCAGCGUUUGCAAUAAACUAUUUAGGUAAAUUGGCUUUCUUCAGAGAUAAUCUUUUGUGAAAAAAAUGAUUGAAAUUAACAUGAAAAUAAAAUAAAACCAUUUUCAUGAACCAGAAUUAAAUGUCAGAUUUUUAUAUUAACUGUUCUUGAAAUAGCUUCAGCGUUUGCAAUAAACUAUUUAGGUAAUUUUGGCAGAACAAUGACUUGUUACCGACUUAAACGUAAUUGUUGCGUGUAUAGUCCUUGUUGCUAUUUACUAAGACAUAAGCAUAUCACAGACAUGUUGUUGAUAUAUAAGAGAUAUAUUGAGCCAGCUGUUGAUUUAAUGAAGGCGUUGGACCCAGACAGGUUGUACAUAUGUAGUUUAUUCUGUGAUUUUCGACAUGGUAUUCUAUGGUUGCAGUACGUGUUUCCGCAAAUCUGUUUUGCUCCCAGAGCAGUUAAUGUCAUAUAUUUUUUGUAGUUGGAUUUAUUAAAUUGUUCAUUACAGUAUAGGAGAUCCUCCCUACAUCUUCAUCCUUAACUAUAGAAGUUGCUGUUGCAGAAACAUUUGUGGUACAGUGUUAUAACGUAUAAUUUUCCCGAAAAGUAAGUAAGACAGACGCGGAAAAUGUGGAGUUAAACUGGGAAUAUAUGAUCAAGUGAUGUUUCUAACACCAGAAAUAUGAUCCCUUGAUUUUACCAACUGGGAAUAUAUGAUCAAGUGAUGUUUUUAACACCAGAAAUAUGAUCCCUUGAUUUUACCAACUGGGAAUAUAUGAUCCAGUGAUGUUUUUAACACCAGAAAUAUGAUCCUUUGAUUUUACCAACUGGGAAUAUAUGAUCAAGUGAUGUUAUAAGCAUUAGUAAUAAGAUCCCUUGAUUUUACUGAACUGGGAACAUGCAAGAUAGAGAUGAAACUAGAACUGGAAAUGUAUGCCCUACUUAUGGAUGUUAAGCUGCAGGGGUAUCACUUGACGAGCGGACACAGAUGUUUUGUUUAUAUAAUUGACCGACUUCUUCGUUUGAUUACAUAUUGUAAACUGUUGUUUGAUGUUAACAGAUGGUUCCAUUCGGGCCAGUCUUGAUAAUCCAUGGUGUUUUACCCCGAUUCCAUUGUGAUAAAUACCCAAGGGUGAAAAGAUGGAAUGGAGAUUUAAUACCCUAGAUUAACGAGGAUGGUGUUGUGUUUGAUGUUCUGUCUACUAGAUCCAUUCUGUUCCCAGAGUGGUGCAUCCAUGAUAUUUGUACUGCAAUAUUUGUAUUGUAUCCCGUCUUGUCUGCAUUAAACUUGUAUAGCAAAUUGUAUUAAUUAAUUAUCAUAUUUGUAUUGUCACGUGCCAUAUGUUAAUUCUACAUAUUGCAUACUCACUUUGAAUUAUGCCAUUAACAUGAGUUACCAUGGUUACUGUGCAAUAUGCAAUCUUACCAUUACUGGUAAACCAUGUUUGUUAGAAUUUUAACCCAGAAUUGGAUGUUCCAAUAUGUUGGAACAUAGGUUUUGUACAGAUUCAAUUUUUAGGGUUUGAAUUAAAACACAAUUCAACAUAAAAAUUAACAAUGGCAGUGUUUCUGCUUACAACGUGAGAACUCAUCGUUAGUCCAGCUUGAGUCCUAAUGUACGGAGAUAUAUUUAUUUGAUGCAAUAUGAUGUAUUGUCAUUACGAUUACCAAGACGCUGCUUUAAUUGUAGAAUUCCUGUACUAUACUGUGCUAGUCCUGUAGCAGCAUGAGGAGGCGUAACAGCCACACCCACAAUACUAGAGCCAGUGGCUAAUAAAUAUGUUAAACAUUUUCUCA
This is a messenger RNA of Haliotis rufescens (red abalone), 11573 nucleotides long. Its product is annotated as multiple epidermal growth factor-like domains protein 6. Bases 400 to 6360 code for a protein of 1986 amino acids. Gene Ontology annotation, molecular function: calcium ion binding; scavenger receptor activity; protein binding. The transcript has 40 exons. The record is from RefSeq and is a predicted model, not a curated record. Lineage: Eukaryota; Metazoa; Mollusca; Gastropoda; Lepetellida; Haliotidae.